UGGGUUGAAAAAGCCAGAAAUGAGGUAGGCUUGUGCCCAAGGCAUCGCGGUUUUGAGAUCGAGAUAGUGGGAACUCAUUCAGUUCCAGUCAUUUGACUGCUUGGACCCCGAAUGUCCCUCUGUCCCCCAGAGCCCAACGUGGUGUUUGCCAAGGAGCAGCUAGCACAGAGUGUGGUGCAGGCUGAGGUGGGGACCCGUGCCACACUGAGCUGUGAGUUGGCGCAGGCCCAGAUGGAGGUGGUGUGGUACAAGGAUGGGAAGACGCUGAGUGCAAGCCAAAGGGUGCGCAUGGAGGCCACGGGCCGUGGGCGGCGGCUGGUGGUGCAGCAGGCGGGCAAAGCGGAUGCUGGGGGAGUACAGCUGUGAGGCUGGU
Messenger RNA from Loxodonta africana (African savanna elephant), 373 nucleotides. RefSeq names its product obscurin-like. Bases 112 to 366 code for a protein of 84 amino acids. The transcript has a single exon. The record is from RefSeq and is a predicted model, not a curated record. Lineage: Eukaryota; Metazoa; Chordata; Mammalia; Proboscidea; Elephantidae.